Polypterus senegalus (gray bichir) is the source of this 906-nucleotide messenger RNA. RefSeq lists its product as uncharacterized. The transcript is spliced from 2 exons. Gene Ontology annotation, molecular function: nucleic acid binding. The record is from RefSeq and is a predicted model, not a curated record. Bases 82 to 849 code for a protein of 255 amino acids. Lineage: Eukaryota; Metazoa; Chordata; Cladistia; Polypteriformes; Polypteridae. Gene Ontology annotation, biological process: DNA integration.
GCUCAGAGAUGGUCACAAACUGUUCAAAGAAGGUCAUACCAUGCCGUCUCACCUAACAGUAUAUGGCACAUUGACAGUCACAUGAAGCUUAUAAGGUGGGGCUUUGUUGUACAUGGUGCUAUCGAUGGCUUCUCCCGUCUAAUACCUUAUUUAAGUUGUGCUACAAACAAUUCUUCAUCCACGGUGCUACAGACUUUCUGCAGGGGUGCUCUACAGUAUGGAUUACCAUUAAGAGUGAGGUCUGACCAAGGCACAGAAAAUGUUCAGGUAGCACUGCUUAUGAAUGCCAUCAGAGGAUUACACCGUGGCAGCCAUAUAACUGGACUUUCUGUCCAUAACCAGAGAAUUGAAAGGCUGUGGAGAGAUGUAUUUCAACAGGUUCUCUUCCCCAUCUACAAAGAAUUUUAUGAAAUGGAAGAUAAUGGUAUACUUGAAGAAGGCAAUAGUUUACACAAAGGGUGUCUACAAUAUGUUUACUACUCAACAAUUAAUCAAAGAUUGGAAAUGUUCAGAGAAGGCUGGAAUAAGCAUAGAAUUAGAACUGAACAUAACAGAACACCGGAACAAAUAUGGUUCGAUAGCUUGUCCACUACAUCUCACCAAACAAGUCUAUCUGACAUGAAUACACAACAGUUUAGAGAAAGUUUAAUAGAAAAUUUACAAAGAAUAGGUGUAUCAUUUUCAGAUGAUGCAUAUAUGGAGCCUCAGGAGACAUUCAACCCACUUGAAAUGUCUGUCCAGAAUCUACAGAUACUACAAGAUGCUAUUCAGCUUGAAACAAAUUUAAAAGAUAAAUAUGCAUGUUGUGUUCAAAAGGCCAAUGACUUAUUAACAGAUACCCAAACAUAAUGUCCACUCCAUUUUGCAUGUAGUAUUAAAAAAUUGUUCAUGAGUACAUUGGCAAGG